GACUUUUAUAUUUUCAUCUACUCUUUCUUAGAAUAAAAAAAAAUUAUAGUAGCUAUUCUAUAAAAAGACUUGUCCAAAGAGAAGAAAACCUUGUAUAUGCUAAAGUGUAGCCAAAAAAACAGGCAGAUUAAACCAUGCUAAGGAAAGAUGGAGCAAUGAAUUCUACUAAUACUAGUACUACUAUUUAUGAUAAAGCAGAAGAGUUACUAGCUUCUACCAAAAAGGCAACUAUAACAACAACGUCCAUGAAUACCAAUUCAAGAAACUCUUUCGUAACCUCUAUAAAGAAUCAGGAGGAUCAACUAAUAAACUCAACAAAAUGUCAGAUUGUUGAAGCCAAAGAAGAAAAUGAGAGGUUAAAGUGGAUGCUAUCUAAAACCAUGAAGGAUUACAAAUCCUUGCAAAUGCAUUUUCAAGGCAUAAUUACUCAAAAUUCCAACAAUAUUAUUGCAAAAAGUCCUUCUAAUAUUAUUGAAAAAGAAGAAGUGGAACAUCUUUCUCUAAGCCUAGGGAGAUCAUCAAGUUGUAGUACUUCAAAAGAGUUCAAGAAGGAAUUAUAUGAUCAAAAUGAUGAGUGUAAAAGUCAAAAAAAUUGUAAAUUAUAUGAUGGUCUUGAUUUGGGAUUAGAUUGUAAAUUUAGUCAAGAUCAUUUAACAGAUGAUCAUAGCCCAGAAAAUAGUUUUGAAGAAUCAAACAAGGAGAAUAUAAAAAUGGCCCGAAUUUCGAGGAAUCAUGAUGAAGAUGAAGAUGAAGAUGAAGAUGAAGAUUUUUGGGAUAAAAAGAAGGCUAGGGUGUCUAUAAGAGCUGUGUGUGGCACUACUACGAUGAAUGAUGGAUGUCAAUGGAGAAAAUAUGGACAGAAAAUAGCUAAAGGGAAUCCAUGUCCUAGGGCUUACUAUCGUUGCACUGUCUCCCCAACAUGCCCAGUAAGAAAACAGGUUCAAAGAUGUUGUGAAGACAUGUCCAUUCUGAUCACCACAUAUGAAGGAACACAUAAUCACUCCCUUCCAUUUUCAGCAACUGCCAUGGCUUCCACCACCUCAGCAGCUGCCUCUAUGCUAAGAUGCACAUCCUCCUCAACAUCACCAUUGCCACAACAAUCAGGUUUACCAAAUGUUAAUCAAAAUCUUCAUGGAAAAUUCAACUUUACCAAUUCAAAUAGUAAUAACUUAUUACCCACAUAUAAUAAUAAUGCAUCAACUUUUUACUUACCACCAAAAACUUCAAUUUCCACAUGUCAAUCACACCCCACAAUUACACUUGAUUUCACUACAAAUACAUCAUUAUCAUCUACUCAUCAUACAUUAAUCUCUUCUCAAAGAUAUCCUUCCAAUUCUCUUAAAUUCUCCACACCAAUAUCCCCAAGUACUUCUUCUGCAUAUCUUGGUAGGCCAUGCUUUUCUCAUCAACCCUUGAUGAUCACUUCCAAAAACAAUCAAAACACCAUUGAGUACAGUGGCGAAGUCAGAAUUUCUGACGAUUGAAUUCAAAAACAAUGUGAAAGUGUCACACUUAGGAUUUGAUGAUCAUGUGACUUAAAAUAAAUUUUAGACCACCUUUGUCCAUACAUUAGAAUUUUCCUUUAUAUCAAGGGAAAUCAAACAGUUUAUACAUAUAGAAAAUUAUUUAUUUUUAUUUUAUUUGUACAGUAUAAUUUUUCGAUAAAAGAGAUUUCUGCAUCUACCACAUGAUCAUUUCUGAGGACCCGGUUGGGCGAAAUGGCCUUUUCUCUACAAAACAUUCAAUAGUUUGUUAUGAUUUGUGUUCGCGAAAAUGUAUUCAUGCAGAGGCGGAUCCAGAAUUUAAAGUCUUCUAGUGCCAAGUGAACUUGUCGAUUAAAUCAAUUGAAGAAUCCAAAUUUUGGAUCCGCCUUCAAGGCGGAGCUAGUUAAUUUAUUUUUUAUUUUUUUUUACGUAUAGAAAGUAGAUCUUGAAGUCCCUUCGACUAUUUCAUUUAUUUACUUUUUUCGAUUUUGAAACUCCUUAGUGAAAAAUUUGAUUCGCCCCUUUUUUUGUC
Molecule: messenger RNA, 2016 nt
Organism: Capsicum annuum
Lineage: Eukaryota; Viridiplantae; Streptophyta; Magnoliopsida; Solanales; Solanaceae
Product: WRKY transcription factor 72A-like
Exons: 5
Coding region: 135-1484 (449 amino acids)
Biological process (GO): regulation of DNA-templated transcription
Molecular function (GO): sequence-specific DNA binding; DNA-binding transcription factor activity
Source: RefSeq, a predicted model, not a curated record